AGAACACUAAUAGCUAAUACCCUAGGCGGGUACAGAAAAUUUAUAAUUCUAGUUCUACUCAUUGACUCAUUGCAUAAAUAUAUAUUAGUUUGGGAUUUUGUGAUUAAAGCUAUUGCAAAUAGAAAUGGCCUAUUUUAGUGAAAUUUGUAGAAUUUGUUUAUGCGAUAAUGUACGCAUGUAUGUACUAAAGAAGACUGGUCUCGAAAAUUUGUACAAAAUGUUGACGAAUAGUUUUAUGGUAGAGGAUGAGGAGCCCAUACUUGUCUGUUUCAUCUGUCAUGCAAGACUCAUUCGUUGUAGAACAUUACAACAACAGGCUAUUGAGUCAAAUGCAGUUCUGGAGCAGUUGCUUGCUGGAGGGUCCAUGUCAAUACCAAAACCGCACGAGGCUAAAGAUAAGAUUCAAUUCACACCAAUUAGUCAUAUAGAUAUCAUGCCAUUCGAGUGUGAUGUAGAAAAUGAUUGUAAGGACGAUAUGUUUAGCCUUGCAUCUGUUAAAGUUGAGGUAGAUAAUUUCGAAUAUGAGAAUUCCAAAUUUGAAGUAAAUUGGAAUCAUGAAACAGAAACUUCUGAGAAGAAGAUUAAAUCAAAUUCUACUGAUUGUAACAUAAACGAUGUUCGUGAAGAAAACCUCGAUUUUGAAGGCCCUACUAUUAAAUCAAACCCUAAAAUGAAAAAAUAUAAUCAACCAAUUAAUAAAAAAGGAAAGCAUCCUGCAAAAAUAAUGAAAAAGAAAAUUUUAAAACAAAAGAGUGUAAAUAUACUUAAGAAUGAAACAUCUGGGACAUCAACAAAAGACAUUCUCGCCCAUCAUAUUUCAUACAGUCAUAAGACGCAAAAGAACUCAGACACCACUGCUGUUCGGACACAAGUUGAACAAACUGCAGUACCACAACAAACAGAAAUAUUUAAUUGUGAUAUGUGCGAAUUUAAAACAUCUCAAAAACGUUAUAUUUUGGCACAUCUUAAAGCGCACGUCGCUAAACAAAUGUACUGUUGUAAUAAUUGUGAAUAUAAAUGUAUUAAAAAAAGUGAUUUGCAAACUCAUAUAAAAGUACAUACUGGAGAAAAACCUUUUUCGUGUAAUAUCUGUGAAUAUAGAUGUAUUAGAAAAAGUGAUUUGCAAACUCAUAUGAAAAUACAUACUGGAGAAAAAUCUUUUUCGUGUAAUAUCUGUGAAUAUAGAUGUAUUAGAAAUAGAGAUUUGCAAACACAUAUGAAAAUACAUACUGGAGAAAAACCUUUUUCGUGUAAUAUCUGUGAACAUAGAUUUAUUAGAAAAUGUGAUUUGGAAACCCAUAUAAAAAUACACACCGGUGAAAAACCUUUUUCGUGUAAUAUCUGUGAAUAUAGAUGUAUUACAAAAAGUAGUUUGCAAAAACAUAUCAAAAUACAUACCGGUGAAAAACCUUUGUCGUGUCAUAUUUGUGAAUUUAGAUGUACUACAAAAAGUAAUUUCCAAAGACAUAUGAGAAUACACACCGGUGAAAAACCUGUGUCGUGUCAUAUCUGUGAAUAUAGAUCUACCACAAAAAGUAAUUUGGAAAGACAUAUGAAAAUACACACCGGUGAAAAACCUUUUUCUUGUAAUAUCUGUGAAUAUAGAUGUAUUACAAAAAGUAAUUUGCAAAAACAUAUGAAAAUACAUACCGGUGAAAAACUUUUUUCAUGUAAUAUCUGUGAAUAUAGAUGUAUUACAAAAAGUAGUUUGCAAAAACAUAUCAAAAUACAUACCGGUGAAAAACCUUUGUCGUGUCAUAUUUGUGAAUUUAGAUGUACUACAAAAAGUAAUUUCCAAAGACAUAUGAGAAUACACACCGGUGAAAAACCUGUGUCGUGUCAUAUCUGUGAAUAUAGAUCUACCACAAAAAGUAAUUUGGAAAGACAUAUUAAAAUACACACCGGUGAAAAACCUUUUUCUUGUAAUAUCUGUGAAUACAGAUGUAUUACAAAAGCUAAUUUGCAAAUACAUUUAAAAACACACACUGGAGCAAAACCUUUUUCGUGAGCUAUCUGGUAAAAUAUGUACAAUAUUGUGUAAACUUGUUUUAUAUAAAUAUGUGUGUACUAGA
Molecule: messenger RNA, 2072 nt
Organism: Parnassius mnemosyne (clouded apollo)
Lineage: Eukaryota; Metazoa; Arthropoda; Insecta; Lepidoptera; Papilionidae
Source: the annotation of a GenBank genome assembly